AUGAUUUGUAUUUGUAAUGUAGCGGGUGUAUAAUUUUCCAUUAAGAAGAUUACAUGACAUGUAAAUGUCAACGAAGGAAGUUCAUUAUUUAAACGAUUCUUUUUAAAAUUACACGUCGUGUAUGAAAUACACAAUAAGCAGGAAAUAGAUAAUCUCUAUUCAAAUAAAUCGGACUGAAACCUUUUCGAAAUGAAUACGGAAAACCAGUGUGAUUCAAAGACUGACCCACCGCCUUCCGAUGAAGUAAGAUUAAAUUUUCAACCUGGACUAGGAAGUAUCUCACAGCCUCCUGCCUACCAACUGGUUCACGAACAUCAACUGGGCGGGUACUCGUACCCGCCCGGGUACCAGUCUGUUCCAAUGAACAAUUUGUACAAUCAACAAAUCAGCAUUCCUGCGUCGAUUCCAAAUACACAACAAACGGGAAUUCCCGGCAACGGUACUUCUCAAGUGAUUGUAACUCAGCCAGGACAGAUACCAUGUAUUAUUGUUAAUCAACAAAGACCAGCUGACUACCUAUGUCCAUCACUGUUGGCAUGCUUUUGUUGUUUUUGGCCGACAGGACUUGUUGCUAUUUAUUUUGCCAUCAUGGCAAACUCUCUGGCGGAUAAAGGGCAGAUGAAAGAUGCCAAGAUAAUGUCGAACUACUCGAGGAACCUCAUGAUUGUUAGUGUAGUCCUUGGCAUAAUUGGAAUCGUGUUCUAUAUCAUGUACACUAGUGGCAUGUUAUCGAAGAAUGGCUAUUAGCUUUCCUGUGGUUGAAAAAAAAACCACGAAAAAACAUUUCAUACAUAAACAGAUUUAAUAUCUGGGCGAUGCAAACAUUUUACAUGUAGGAAGUGUGUAUGAUAUUUAUUCUUAAUAUUGAAAAAAAUCUGAUAAAGUAUCUACACGUGUAAAUGUUUUCGUGUAAAUUUUAGGUGUAGUUUCCUCAUUGACAUUUUUAACACUUUCCCCAUUAAAAACACUUUGCCCAUGAUUUUUCAUGUUCUUUGUUAAUUUUUUAUCACCUGCUUCGUAUAAAACACAACUCCUAUCCUUCAUAGUGUUAUAAUUGUCUUUAAUUAAAUUCAAGGGAUUUUAAGUAAAUUAAAUUGUUUCCUAUUCUAACUAGCAAAUAUUGUGUGAAGAACACUAACAGUUUUCUAGAUACUUCUUACAUUGAUUAUAUAAUUAUUGCAACAUUAAAACUGGAAAUAAAUUGAUAUAAUAUUUUAGUAAAUUUGUUUCCCAUAUUAUACGGAAGGUGUUCAACUUAUCUGAAUACUUUACAAACAUAGGUAUACAAAGGUCAACAUUCUAUUUAUUUCCUUCGAUGCUUAUAUGUUUUUGCUGUUGCUAUUGCCAUAUAAUUUUCGAGUAAUAAAAGUCUUUUACUCA
This is a messenger RNA of Mercenaria mercenaria, 1380 nucleotides long. Its product is annotated as proline-rich transmembrane protein 1-like. The transcript has 4 exons. Gene Ontology annotation, cellular component: membrane. The record is from RefSeq and is a predicted model, not a curated record. The coding region runs from base 190 to 747 and encodes 185 amino acids. NCBI's taxonomy places the organism in Eukaryota, Metazoa, Mollusca, Bivalvia, Venerida, Veneridae.